Lathyrus sativus (Indian pea) is the source of this 933-nucleotide messenger RNA. The record is from the annotation of a GenBank genome assembly. Lineage: Eukaryota; Viridiplantae; Streptophyta; Magnoliopsida; Fabales; Fabaceae.
AUGCAUCAUCUUGAAGCACUAUUCAUCUUCUUUCCAUUCCUCCUUGGUUUAACUCUAACACUCAACCACCUCACCAAACUCAUCACAUGGAUCUUCAAAACUUGUCUCCGAUCCGAGAAAAACCUCCUCAAAACCUACGGUUCAUGGGCUCUAGUCACCGGAGCAACCGACGGAAUCGGAAAAGCCUUAUCCCACCAGUUAGCACAAAGAGGUCUCAACCUCAUCCUCGUAAGCAGAAACUCAAAGAAACUCGAAACAGUUAGAAACGAAAUCCAAACAAAACACUCUCACGUUCAGAUCAAAACUGUUACGAUCGAUUUUUCCGGCGAGAUUUCUGCAGGCCUUGUGGAAAUAGAAGCUUUGGCUAGGGUUUUGGAUCUUGGAGUUGUGAUCAACAAUGUUGGAAUCACUUACCCUAAGGCAAUGUACUUUCAUGAAGUGGAAGAGGAAACGUGGAUGAAGAUGGUUAGGGUUAACAUUGAAAGCACAACGAGAAUAACGAAAGCGGUUUUGGGUGGAAUGAUAGAAAGGAAAAAGGGUACGAUCGUAAAUAUUGGAUCUGGUGCUGCGGUGGUGGUGCCUUCACAUCCUCUCUUUACAAUCUAUGCUGCAACUAAAGCUUAUGUAGAUCAAUUUUCAAGAUCUUUACACAUGGAGUACAAACAAUAUGGAAUUCACGUGCAAUGUCAGGUACCACUGUAUGUUGCGACGAAGAUGGUAUCAAGAGUAGCAUCAAUUGGAAGAGAUUCUUUAUUCAUACCAACACCAGAAGGUUAUGCUAGAGCAGCUAUUCGUAAAAUAGGGUAUGAACCAAGAUGCACACCUUAUUGGGCUCACUCAAUUCAAUGGGCCUUUGCUCGCUUUAUCCCGGACCAACUUCUUGACUAUUGGCGCAUGUCCAUUGGUUUACGACGCAGGAACCGCAAGGACUAG